GUGUGUCAGUGAUCAUGUGACGCUGACGGACUGUAAACAACCAGUGUGUCGUGGUGAGAGUGUGCAUUUCUGUGUAUUUCCGUGUGUUUUUGUGUGUUUUCGAGCGUCACCAUGGUUUUCCUCAGACGGACGCUGCUGCUUCGCUACCUGCUGCUGGCGGCCAUGUUGGCUCUGCUGCUCUUCGUCAGCUCCUUCUGGCUGCCUCAGGGUGGAGGCCGAGAUUGUGGCACCGCAUGGCAGCCAUGUUUGAGUUUUUACAGCCAAAGGCCUGAGCCUCUGUUGGUUGCUGCACAGUGGGCGGAGCCAGAGGAAGCCCCGCCCCUCAUAAAGGAGUGUCCUGGCCAGUCGUUUCAGGCCUGGCGUCUGCUGCUGUACCUGAAGUCCUGCCUGUCCAAAAACGAUGACGUCCUGUUAGAGUCCUACCUGCUGAGCUGGGAUCAGCUGAUCAACUUCAUGGAGUCUCUUGGGUCGAUGGUGAGUUUCUUCUCUCAGAAAGUGAAAGAAAAGGUUGUGCUGAUUCGAGAGUUGUCGCUCAAACACAAAGCAGAGGCUCAUGGGAAACCUGACUCUGGACUACAAACCCCAGCAGCGUUUGGACUGAAAGAAGGGGCGUACCAUUCGCUUCGGUCCAUGGUGGAGGCGGAGCUAAAAGCGGGCAUGGUCGACUUCAGCUACCGCACCGAUUCGGGCUGCCGGACGCUGCUGCGGCUGCAUCGGUCGCUCCUCUGGCUAAAGCUGAUGCUGGAGGGUUUGGCCGACGGACCAGAUGCCCGCGGACGAUACAAAACCCCUGGAGAGCUGAGCAGGGACGCCUACCAGGUGGCCUUGGCCCCCCACCACCCCUGGGUGCUCCGCCAGGCCGCCGAGUUGGUCUUCCUCGCCCUCCCCAACAGGAAGUACUUUCUGCAGCUGGUAUGUGUGCAGGAGCAGCGGGAGGCGACGCCCGUCCUGCGGAUCAUCAUCCACGCCCUGACGCUGGUCCACACCAGAACUCAACGGAUCCUCCAAGAGCACGGCAUGCUGGAGCUGCCCUGA
Molecule: messenger RNA, 1035 nt
Organism: Amphiprion ocellaris (clown anemonefish)
Lineage: Eukaryota; Metazoa; Chordata; Actinopteri; Pomacentridae
Gene: gltpd2a
Product: glycolipid transfer protein domain containing 2a
Exons: 6
Coding region: 112-1035 (307 amino acids)
Biological process (GO): intermembrane lipid transfer; ceramide transport
Cellular component (GO): membrane; cytoplasm; cytosol
Molecular function (GO): ceramide 1-phosphate binding; ceramide 1-phosphate transfer activity
Source: RefSeq, a predicted model, not a curated record